Molecule: messenger RNA, 2214 nt
Organism: Scatophagus argus
Lineage: Eukaryota; Metazoa; Chordata; Actinopteri; Scatophagidae
Exons: 4
Coding region: 798-1424 (208 amino acids)
Biological process (GO): spermatogenesis
Source: RefSeq, a predicted model, not a curated record
GGCAAUGGGUUGAUUGGUCAGGUGGUCUAAACUUCCAUAAACAACCUGCUGGAAUGAAUGUGUGUGGAGUCCAUUCAUGAAGAAUUAGAGCUGAGAUUACAAGACUUUAAAGCACAUUUCCAUGAAAGGCCUUCCUGCUUUUUAAUUAGCUGAUUUGAGUACUUUGGAAGGAGGGUUUUUAUCUGCACUUCUGAGAAAACAUGAACUUGCUCAAAGCAAGAGCUGCUGUAACAUUAAAAAAAUCAUCCGAGUAAGUUUUGCAUCCAAACAUAAACAUACUGUACGUGUGUGUGUGUGUGUGUGUAGGUGCAUCAGGUUUACAGCAGCCAGUCUACUAACACUGGCUGACAAUGGACCUCUGGCUCUGGGAAAGAGACCCACUGAAAAAUGCAUGAGGAAAUCUACACCUGUCUCCAGGUAACCAAGGCAGGGAUUCUGAACCGUGACGCUGAAUUUGUGUGUGUGUGUGUAUACACCUGCGUGGGUGCAUGCACUAACAGCACAGCUUCCUAGCUUUACCUGUUCAGACUCUCCGCGGGGACGAAAGCAGCUGUCAACCCUGCUGGCCUGAUGAGGCGGACAUCAAUUUGGCCAGGACAAACGCCAUGAAACUGUGCUGAAAAGGUUCUGUGCCCUACUGAGCUACUGAGAACUUUAUGCAUGGAAACAGGUCAAAGUCGGCCCAACUGAGACGAGCCUUAAGCUGGAAGUGGAGACUUGCUGGAGGGUGGACCACAGAGGAACAAAGAGGUCUUCACGGGUCUUGGCCUGAAUUCUGAGUAGCCCUUUGAGCAAGCAUGAACCCAAUGUGGAAGGUAUAUAAGAGCAAAGUGCUGAAGACGCUGAACCCCGAGUAUGAGGAGGACACAUCUGAAGAGGUCACAGAGGUGGAGAAUGACAUGAUGAGUCCGGUACAGGAGGAUGAAGGACCCAACGCCGUAUCCCAGUUGGCCAGGAAGAUGCAGGGAGCUGGGACUAAAAGCUGGAACCGCCUAUCAGCUCUGUUCAACAGAGACGAUGAACACCAGCUCCUUGAGGAGACCGAGAGCCCGCCAGUCGCCGACCAUCCACUUGCAGUAAAGCCAGAGGAGCCUCCUCGACCCUCUCGGCGCUCAGGAUUCUGGGAUAGCUUCGCAUCCAGCUGGGCCGCCAAGAAGCAGGCGGAAGCCGCAGCCGCUGCUGCUGCAGCCAACGAGGCGGCAGCAGGCCAGGGUGAGGACGGGGUGACAGGGGCUGGAGGGGAAGACAACCAGGAUGGGCAGAUCACUGAGGGAGAGGAGAGUCAAGGAGGAGGAGGAGGAGGACGGAGCAGCAACAACAGCUUCUCCAAAUAUGUCUCGCUGGGAGGAGGGAGCGAGGACGCAUCCUUCAAGUGGAACUUUGUCACCAGCAAGCUUGCAGAGCUGAAGACCAAAACCAACUAGGUGUUGACAAUGAAGGGAUCAGAAUAAAACAAACAAUAUGGUGAUGGAAUUAGACAUGUUAGUGUGGAGGAAGAUUAGGAGGUGUCCUAUAACUAUACAGCAAUUGUAGAAGUCCCUUUUGAUCCCACUGUGAACUCUUGAACUUAUGUACUGUCUCCCAUAAACAUCUUUUUAAAACCACAUUGCAGUGAAAGAAAAACACAUCUAAAUAAAUAUACAUACAUAUACAUAUACAUAUAUAUAUAAAUACAUACUACUACUAUUACUACUGUAGUUUACUCCACAAAGGGGACUUCUAGAAUCUCUUGUAAUAAAACCUGGUAUUUAGGCUACAUAAUAUAAGGGUUUCUAAGGGUUGUAUGAUCAUAUCUACUUUCUCAAAGUGCAUUUUAAAUCACAAAAAUGGCCUUUACAAAUGUGGGCAAACUUGAUAUAAUCUGCAGUUUAACAAAAACUGGAUCAAGAGAUUAAAGGCUUUGAUAGCUGGAUUAGUCGAGGAUUAUCUCAUUUAACCUGUUCACAGGGCAGCAGAUUUGGCCGUGUGACAAUAUCACAUAAACCUCUUUGUUUCCUCCCCUCAGACACCAAAACAGGGGAAAUGCGUGCUUAUGUGAAAUGUGUAAAAUCUGAAUGUGCGUGCGGUUGAGAUAACGUUUCUUAUUGCGACUGAGACUGACAUGUGCAAAGUGUGAGGUUCAUUUCCAAUUUUGCUUUUGCCUUGUUGUAUGUUUUAUUGUGUUGUUUUGUUUUCUGGUAUGCUAUAAUAAAGACUGCGGCACUGAAACCAAGA